Monodelphis domestica (gray short-tailed opossum) is the source of this 1230-nucleotide messenger RNA. Its product is annotated as mannose-binding protein A-like. The record is from RefSeq and is a predicted model, not a curated record. Lineage: Eukaryota; Metazoa; Chordata; Mammalia; Didelphimorphia; Didelphidae. Gene Ontology annotation, cellular component: multivesicular body.
UGUGGAAGCAGGACAAGGACAGAGGUCCACCCUGUUAACAUACUAAUGAACACAGAGGUGAUUUUGUACAUCCUCAUGAAUCCAACCUCUUCCCCCCUAUCUCUGGCCUAAAAAAGAGGACACUCUGUUGUGUUCUUUCUUUCCUGUGGGCCCCCAGGUGAGUUUCCGAGCAGAAGGUCUCUUGGUGUCCUUUGGAAGUCUUGAACGCAUUAGAGACAGGCCAGAUUUGUUGCAGGUUUGAAGGAUGGCUCUCUUUUCCUGGGUCACAUUCCUCCUCCUCAUCAUGAUAAAGACUAACUACUCAGAGACAAUUGUGAGUGAGAAAACAGAGCAUACCUGUUGUUGUUCCCUGGUUUCUUGUGGUACCCCUGGGGCAAAUGGAGCUCCUGGAAAAGAUGGAAGAGAUGGACUCAAGGGAGAAAAAGGAGAACCAGGCCAAGGACUCAGAGGUAUCCAGGGCCCUCCUGGAAAAGUGGGGCCUCCAGGGCCACCAGGGUCACAGGGAGCUCCAGGACCAAAAGGCUUAAAAGGAGAUAAAGGAGACAGCUCAGUUUCCUUGGCUAAGCUGUCAACUUUGGAAGGAAAAAUUCAAGAUCUUGAAAGAAAAAUGGAAAAGAUCAAUGAAUCUGUUUUGAAACUGGUCACAGCCUCAAAUACACAAAUCCAGAACCUUCAAGCUCAAAUGAACAGGAAUAAGAAAGUUCUGGCCUUCUCUGUGGGCAAAAAGGCAGGAAAUAAACUUUUCAUAACUAAUGGAGAAAGAGACACUUUCGACAAAGUGAAAGCUCUCUGUGAACAACUUGAAGCUACCGUUGCAACCCCAAAGAACAGAGAGGAGAAUAAAGUUAUCCAGGAUUUGGCCGGUGGCAUCUCAGCUUUCCUGGGUAUCACAGACAGAGAACAAGAAGGACAGUUUACAUACCUGACGGGAGGAAGAUUGAUUUACACCAAUUGGAAGAAAAAUGAACCCAAUGAUUAUGAACCUGGGGAAGACUGUGUAUUAAUGCAGAGUGAUGGGUUAUGGAAUGAUAUAUCCUGUACAUCUUCCUUGCUAACUGUCUGUGAAUUUCCUGCUUAAAUGGAUCCCUCAUUGGGCAUUGAAUGUUAAGACCCUUUACUUGUGACUCCAUAGCAAUGAUACCAGAAAAAAUGUCAGAACUUUGUAAGCUUCAAGUUCAGUUGCCAUAUUCUGCAUUGAAACACAUAAUUAAAAUACCUAACUCAUCCUGA